Molecule: messenger RNA, 357 nt
Organism: Closterium sp. Naga37s-1
Lineage: Eukaryota; Viridiplantae; Streptophyta; Zygnematophyceae; Desmidiales; Closteriaceae
Source: the annotation of a GenBank genome assembly
AUGAAGGUUGUCGCGGCUUACCUCCUCGCGCUUCUCGGAGGCAACGCGAGCCCCGCCGCUGCCGAUAUCAAGGGCAUUCUUUCGUCAGUUGGCGCUGAGGCUGAUGAUGACAGGAUAGGUCUGCUGCUGAAGCAGCUGGAGGGCAAGGACAUUAACGAGGUCAUCGCGGCCGGCCGAGAGAAGUUCGCCGCGGUGCCCAGCGGUGGCGGCGUUGCCGUUGCCGCUUCAGGCGGUGGCGGUGCCGCUGCUGCUGCCCCCGCUGAGGAGAAGAAGGAGGAGAAGAAGGAAGAGGAGAAGGAAGAGUCUGACGACGUACGUAACUUCCGUUUCAUCUCCAAUGCUGUUUUGUUUGCUUAA